AUGGAAAAUACUCCUAGUAGAACACCUUAUACAGUUCAGUAUCAAAAACUUUAUGAUGAUACAGUUUACCCUGGAAGAGUUCCUUCAUCUAAGUAUAAGGAAUCUAAUGAUGAAAAAUUAGCUAGGUUUGCUGCCUAUAUUCUUACAUUUUUUGUUGUAUUAGCUGUAAUUGUUUGUAUUCCUUUAUUGAUUUCUAUUAUUGGUACAGCUUUAGAAAAUUAUAGAGAAACUUCAUCAAUGCCAUUAAAUGAAUCUUUAAUUCAAAUGGAUGAAAAUUGUAAUAUGUCAAAGGAAUUUUAUGAUUAUAUGAAUAGAAAUAUGGAUAAACAAUUUAUUAAUUUUGUUUUACAAUUUAAUAAAUGUUAUAAAAAUAUUGAAGAAAUGAAUGAAAGACAAAAAAUUUUCUUUAAAAAUGUUAAAAGAGAUAAUAAGAUGGUUGAAAAAGCUAAUGUUAAAAUGGGAGUAGAAAAUUUUGAGGUAAAUUAUUAUGCUGAUUGGAGUGAUGAUGAAUUUAAAGAUACUAUGCUUAUGAAAAAACCUAAUAACAAAAUGUCUCCAAAAAGACCAGAAAAUUCAUUUGUUAAAGACUUACCUUCAAACUGGAGAGAAGAAAAAGUUGAGAAAACUGAAGGACCUCUUCCGGAAUACUUUGAUUGGAGAAAGAAAGGAGUAAUUACACCUGUACGUUGUCAAAAAAGAUGUGGAUUAUGUUAUGGAUUUGCUUCUGUUGCUACAAUGGAAGCUAAUUAUGCUAUUGUUUCUGGAAAUUUACGUAAUUUCUCUGAACAAGAAAUUCUUGAUUGUAACUUAGAAAAUAAUGGUUGUAAUGGUGGAGAACCAUAUUUAGUUUACAAGUAUGCUCAUGAUAAUGGUAUGGUUACAGCUGAGGAUUAUCCUUAUGUUGCUCAUAGACAAAAUGUCUGUGCUUUAAAUCCAGAAAGUAAAAGAGCUUACGUCAAAACAGCUUUCUAUCUUCAUCCCGAUGAAGAUUCUAUGCUUGAUUGGCUUUACCAUUAUGGUCCAAUUACUGUUAAUAUUGCAGUUCCAAAAUCAAUGAAACAAUAUACAUCUGGUAUUUAUAGUCCAAAUGACUAUGAGUGUGAAUAUGAAGUUCUUGGUCUUCAUAGUUUAACAGUUGUUGGAUAUGGAACUGAAGUUGAUGGAGAAAAAUAUUGGAUUGUAAAAAAUAGUUGGAAUGGACGUUGGGGUGAAUCUGGAUAUGUUCGUUUCGCCAGAGGAAGAAAUGCUUGUGGAAUCGAGCAUGAACCAAUUGGAAUUAUUAUGGAAGACGGGAUGAGGGCUCAAUAA
Messenger RNA from Strongyloides ratti, 1308 nucleotides. Its product is annotated as Cathepsin F. Lineage: Eukaryota; Metazoa; Nematoda; Chromadorea; Rhabditida; Strongyloididae. Gene Ontology annotation, cellular component: lysosome. The record is from RefSeq and is a predicted model, not a curated record. Gene Ontology annotation, molecular function: cysteine-type endopeptidase activity. Bases 1 to 1308 code for a protein of 435 amino acids. The transcript has a single exon.